This is a messenger RNA of Platichthys flesus (European flounder), 3185 nucleotides long. Its product is annotated as phosphatidylcholine:ceramide cholinephosphotransferase 2-like. Gene Ontology annotation, biological process: sphingomyelin biosynthetic process; ceramide biosynthetic process. Gene Ontology annotation, molecular function: ceramide cholinephosphotransferase activity; sphingomyelin synthase activity. The transcript is spliced from 7 exons. Gene Ontology annotation, cellular component: endoplasmic reticulum membrane; Golgi membrane. Lineage: Eukaryota; Metazoa; Chordata; Actinopteri; Pleuronectiformes; Pleuronectidae. The record is from RefSeq and is a predicted model, not a curated record. The coding region runs from base 506 to 1660 and encodes 384 amino acids.
CUGCACGCGCAUCUACGGGGAGAAGCCGGGGGCGCGCUUAAUGAGGAGGGAGUAGGAGGCGGAGAAGAAGGAGUGAAGCGGAAGAAGUGAAGCAGAAAGGAAGAGAAGAGGAAAAAGAAGUGAAGAGAAGGAGAGAGUGAGAACAAGAGACUGAAACGGUUCGUCCUGAAUCAUCUUGAGCAGAAGGGAUCGACCAAUCACCUGCCUGAUCUGUGAUCGAUCUGUACGUUGGACGAUAUGAUCGCUGCCUGACCAGACCUCAGGACGCCAUCACUCCUGCUGGAACAAAGAUAUCGGCUAUUGAUCUCUGAUUAUUGGUUACUACCGCAUGAUAAAGGAGUCUUUGUGGAACUCAUAUCUCCUGAAAACCUCCAGGGUCAACAGUGAUUAUAGUUGAUCAGCUGACCUGUGAGCGAGACUUUCAUUGGCUGACGAACAGCAAAACUCUUUCUUAUUGAUCAAGUGAUCGUUUCCUAAGAGAAAAACAAACCUUGUUAGCAAAUCAAUGGCAUCAGAACUGAUCCAGGACAGCGACGAUGAUCGCCCUCAUGUGGAAGUUAAUGUAGAGACAACAAAUCCCCCUACUCCUCCUCCUCCUCCUGCAAAGGUCUCAAACGGCAACCUGACCCCCCAUGCCCCCUCACCGACGCCCCCUACUGACGAGCAGAGCCGCAAAAGCAAACAGGGCUGCAGCAACCUGAGCAGCCGAUUCCAGCAGAGCCAGCUGAUCCACACUCUGAGCAACGGACUAAAGCGACAUUGCGACUACGUCAAGAUCUCGGUGAUAGAGGAGCCGGCCGACCGCCUUCCGAAGGAGUGGUGGAAGACGGCCGUGGCGUUCCUCUACGCCCUGUUCAACCUCUUCUUCACCACCGUGGUCAUCACCAUCGUCCACGAGAGGGUGCCGGACAAGUCUGUGAGCCCGCCGCUGCCCGACAAGUUCUUCGACUACGUGGACCGAGUGCCCUGGGCGUUCACCGUCACAGAGGUCAACGGGUUGAUCCUCGUCGGACUAUGGAUGGUGCAGUGGCUCUUCCUCGAACACAAAGCUAUCAUUGGUCGUCGUUGUUUCUUCCUCAUCGGGACUCUCUACAUGUAUCGCUGUGUCACCAUGUACAUCACCACCCUGCCCGUACCUGGAAAACACAUGGUGUGCGCUCCAAAGCUUUACAACGACUCAACAGGGAAAAUCUGGAGGAUCUUGAGGCUGAUCUCAGGAGGAGGUCUCUCGAUGACGGGCUCUCACCUGAUGUGUGGAGACUUCCUGUACAGCGGCCACACCGUCAUGUUGACUCUGUCCUACCUCUUCAUCAAAGAGUACUCCCAUCGGUGGAUGUGGUGGUAUCACGGCAUCUGCUGGCUGCUCAGCGCCAGCGGAGUGAUCUGCAUCUUGAUUGGUCACGAGCAUUACAGCAUCGACGUGGUGAUUGCAUACUUCGCCACCACCAGGGUCUUCUGGUGGUACCACACCAUGGCUAACACACAUGCGCUGCGUGGGGUUCCAAACAACUACCUGUCACGGACGUGGUGGAACCCGAUAUUCAACUUUCUGGAGAGGAACGUCAAGACGACAGUUCCCAUCGUGUUCUCGUGCCCGGUGGCGCUGCCGUCGUUCUGCCGACAGAGUUACAGCAUAGUGGAGGGGGGGAGGGGGGAGUGACCUGAUGGAGACAGUUUGAAUCCUUCGUGACUUCUGAUGGAGACAGUUUGAAUCCUUCGUGACUUCAGAUGGAGACAGUUUGAAUCCUUCGUGAUUUCUGAUGGAGACAGUUUGAAUCCUUCGUGACUCCUGAUGGAGACAGUUUGAAUCCUUCGUGACUCCUGGACGAAGAGCUUUGAAAUCAGUUUAUUUAUUAGAAACUUCUCUCUUGCUGACUGAGGAGGAGGAGGUGCCAACAGGAGGAAGAGGAGGAGUCACAGAAAAGGUGCCGUUACGUUUACAUUAUCAAAAUGAGCAUAGCCUGAAUCGUCAGAUCUCUUCUUCCUUCCAUUUAUAAAGAAUCAAUAAAUAUUUGUCUGAUAUUCUGGACCAAAACCAAACUGCUAGCUGUUUUACUUUCCCAUAGCUAACUACAAUGUAGUCAGAUGUCAAAUUGAGUUGCUUAGCCACACACUAGCUAAUAAUGCUAAACAAUUCUUUUUGCACCAACUAAGCUAACCAGAGUUUCAGGACCAAAGCUAAGUUGCUAACUAGUGGUUGAGUAGUUCGAAGUCGGGUCUUCGUUAGUUUGACAGUGAAUGCACAUAUAACUGAAUCAAUUUCAGUUUGCUACACGUUAGCUCUUUAACCUAAACAACGUAGCAUCUUCAGCGUCUGUCCACGAAGAAGAAUGAGACAAAAGGUUUUUGUUACAGUAUUUAUGACCUAUCGUUUGGGUCAGGUGUUAAGUUGGUGUUUAUGACAAAAUAAAGCUAAUCUUUGAUUCCUGACCAAUGCUAAACUGCUAGCUUGUUAUCUCAAUUUGGCUUUCCAUCAUUAUCUAAGAUUGUGUCAUGGAAAUUGAAGGAGUUAGCCACAUGCUAGGUCUUUACACAGUUUUGAAAUAACUUUAAAAAUAAGAAAUACACAUGUAGCUUCUCUUAACAUACGCUAAGACACAAGUAACAAAUGUUAAGUAACUGACGAGUGAUUGGUUGGUAAGCUAGUCAGAGAUUCAGGGCUAAAAGCUACAUUGCUAGCUUUUUAACCUUCCCUAAGCUAACAUUCUUUUUUGGCCCCUGUCAGAGUGAACACUCAUAUAACUGAAUUAAUGUUAGUUUGCCACAAUGCUAAAUUUGUGAGGACUAAUGAUGCAACGUGCCACAUUGAAAACUGAUUAUUUUUUCUGUUUUGGUUCACAAGCUAGCCAGAGAUUCUGCUAACAAAGCUAGCGACUUUACAUUCCCAGUGCCACUCAUUAGAGUGAAAAUUCAUGAGCGUAAGUUGACGCUUGUUGCUUUUCUGUACUUGAUUAUCUUUUUUUAAGUUAUAUUUUGUGUAAAGUAUUUUUAAUGUAAUUUUGUACUAUAAAAUACCAUCUGUAAAAUGUUACAUUCUUCUAAAAUUGCUUAAUUUAAGUUGGAUUUCUGAAUGUUGUUGUUGUUAAUUUUAUAAAAAACGAUGUUUGAAACAGAAAAAUGCGUAUCUGUCAAACUGCACCGUGUCACAAUCCAGAUGUUUCAUAAUAAAACAUAUUUUCAAUCAA